UAGCGCGAGAGCGACUGUGAAGAGGUUGUAGUAGCCUACUAACCGGCACAAUGGUUUGCCCUGUCCGAGGUUUCGCAGAAUAAGGCCACUUAACCCUUGACCUCUACGACUAACAAGCCGCAGCAGGAGAGGAGAGGAGAGGAGAGGCAGCAGCCCUGAGAGAGCAGGGUAAGGAGACAGCCAGGACAGCAGAGGAGGAGGCCAGGACAGCAGCUGAGGCGGCAGCAGCAGCAGCAGCAGCAGCAGUGGCAGCAGCAUCAUGAGCUGGGGAACGCUGUACGCCCAGCUGGCCGGCGUGAACCGCCAGUCCACCUCGCUGGGCAAGGUCUGGCUGUCGGUGCUCUUCAUCUUCCGCAUCACCAUCCUGGCACUGGCGGCCGAGACGGUGUGGGGCGACGAGCAGUCCGACUUCACCUGCAACACGCUGCAGCCGGGCUGCACAAACGUGUGCUACGACCACUUCUUCCCCAUCUCGCACGUGCGGCUCUGGUGCCUGCAGCUGAUCUUCGCCUCCACCCCGCCGCUGCUCGUGGCCAUGCACGUGGCGUACCGCAAGCACGAGGAGAAGCGAAGCGUCCUGAGACAUGGCCGCAAGUCGUCCUCCUCCUUUGGUGGUGGUGGUGGUGGGAGAACCAAACAGCAGGAAGAGGAGCUGGAGGUGAUCCGCCAGCGUCGCCUGCCCAUCGCGGGCAGCCUGUGGUGGACCUACGCCCUGAGCCUGGUGGCGCGCGUGGCCUUCGAGGUGGCCUUCGUCUACGCCCUGUUCGCCCUCUACGGCACGCUGUGGAUGCCGCGGCUGGUGCGCUGCGACCAGUGGCCCUGCCCCAACCAGGUGGACUGCUUCGUGUCCCGGCCCACAGAGAAGACGGUGUUCACAGUGUUCAUGGCGUCCGCCUCGGGGGCCUGCGUGGUGCUGAACGCGGCCGAGCUGCUCUACCUGGUGGCCAAGGAGCUGAUGAGGUGCUCCAGGCGGGGGGGGACGUCAUUCAGGAGGGGGGGCAGGAACGGGCCGUCCAACUGUGACAACAAGAAGAACGAGAAGAAGAACGAGACUUUGCUGUCGUCUGUGACGUCUGUGGCGUCCAGUGCCAAGGCGGUGUGA
This is a messenger RNA of Engraulis encrasicolus (European anchovy), 1102 nucleotides long. RefSeq names its product gap junction beta-2 protein-like. Gene Ontology annotation, biological process: gap junction-mediated intercellular transport; cell-cell signaling. NCBI's taxonomy places the organism in Eukaryota, Metazoa, Chordata, Actinopteri, Clupeiformes, Engraulidae. The coding region runs from base 260 to 1102 and encodes 280 amino acids. The transcript is spliced from 4 exons. Gene Ontology annotation, molecular function: gap junction channel activity. The record is from RefSeq and is a predicted model, not a curated record. Gene Ontology annotation, cellular component: connexin complex.